AAUUAGAAGUAUCGUCGCUCGACCGAUACAGCUCAACCGUUUUAAACCAAUCUUUGAGAAAAUCUGUAUUGGCGACAUCUACUGGAAUUUUACAAGUUAAUAUCUUGCAUUAGUUGCCAUAACAUCGUCGAAGGACAUGCGCAGAUAUUAAACAAUAACAAAUUGAAACAAGUAAAAGGAUGCAGGAGUUAUACUAAGCAGGUGUUGAAAAAUAUUAGUUUUCCUGGUGAAAAUCAUUAAAAAUAUAAUAUUAUCAAUUAUAUUCAAAUAAAAAACUUUAUAAGAUAUAUAAAACGUGAUCGUAUUUUCUGAAAAAUGCGCGAAACCUAUGGGCCGGACUUUGACGAUCGUCUGAUACGUUUAGUGCGCGAUAAUCCGGCUAUAUACGAUGUUAACCAUGAACAUUACAGACGCUAUCAAAUUCGAAUCGCAAUCUGGGAAAGAAUUGCUGCGGAGAUGCGAACACCGUCCAAAUUUCUUCAAACCAAAUGGAAAAACAUUCGAUAUAAUUACUUACAAGAACUUAAAAGCUUGGAAACGGGUUUGGCAAAUGCGAAUAUUAGAAAACGUCGGUUUACAGAAGAUCUAUCUUUUUUGCAAAAUACUGCACAAACCUACAAAAAAGUGCCGCAUAUGAACACAUCAUACAACAGCUCCGAUAAUGAUAGCAACAGCUUCAUGUAUAUGGACCCUCAAAACACCAGCACAUUUGAAAUUAUUGAAAUAGAACACAGUGACGAUGGCAGCGAAGCAAGGGAUCACAGGAUUAAAAAUUAUAACGUUGAUGUCGCUAUGCCAUCCCAGCAAAUCCACGAGAAUGUAGAUAUUUCUCUACCUAAUAAUAAUGAUUGCUACGACGACGAGCAGAUACUYCCAGAAUUAAAUAUUCCAACCAAAAUUGAAAAAUUAAACAAACCACAGCAAGAUCAUACAAUUCAACAUAAAAAUAUAUCAACUCCACUUCAAAAGGCUGAAAUUGAUAGCUCAAACAUGGUAGCGCCAAUGGCGCCUUCUUCACCCUCGCAUUCAAACACCUCAAGUCUUUCGUCGCAAUUACUAACGCCAAUCGUAAUUUUGGGCAAGGAACGGAAUUGUGAAAAUAAUAAAUUAGAUCCAAAGCCAAAGCAGGCAGAAACGGCAGCAUUCCAACGGCAGCCAAAUGAUAUUAUGACUACUGCGUCAAAAAGAAAGUCUAUGCCGGCUCCAUUUCCAGUUUUGACGCCUAUUAAUGAUCCAAUUGAACUAUAUUGCCUCUCAUUAGUAGAUAGUUUGCGUAACAUGCCACGGACAGAAAGGGAACGCGUUAAAUUUGAGUUUGCCAAAAUACUUAAAGACGCCAAGUAUAAGGAUCAAAGUUAGUUAGCGUUUCAAAUUACAUCAUUUAAUAUCACUAUUUAAUUGUACCAUAACUCUAGUUGGUAACUUAGAAUAUUGGUCAUAAUAUUUCAUUUCUAUAGCUGUAAAGAAAACAUUAAUGUCAAAAUAAGGAACAUAUUUUUAAGUCCGAAAUACAACUCAAAUGUUUCUCUAAAAAUA
Bactrocera latifrons is the source of this 1536-nucleotide messenger RNA. RefSeq lists its product as uncharacterized. Gene Ontology annotation, cellular component: nucleus; transcription regulator complex. NCBI's taxonomy places the organism in Eukaryota, Metazoa, Arthropoda, Insecta, Diptera, Tephritidae. The coding region runs from base 316 to 1359 and encodes 347 amino acids. The transcript has 5 exons. Gene Ontology annotation, molecular function: DNA binding. Gene Ontology annotation, biological process: regulation of transcription by RNA polymerase II. The record is from RefSeq and is a predicted model, not a curated record.